UGGUGGCGAUAUUACAGAACUAAUGCUGAUUCCGUUCACUUGAUCGGGCGGAUCCAAACUUCCACAUCAGUGUUCUUUCUACGCAGUUCCGCUUGAACUAUCGUCUUGUGUAACUGCGUCCAGGCAGAAUUGUUCAGAUUAUCAUAUCGCCCAAUCUACUGAUACCAUGGCAACCCACGUUUCAGAUGUCGGUCUGGCUCAAAAUGCUGCCAAGGUUACUAACACCUUUGCAUCUAAUCUCUUCCGAGUGUUGACUGAGGGAGAAAGCUCCAACAACAACAUCUUCUUUUCUCCUAUGAGCAUCUCCACUGCACUUGCUAUGACCUUCAUGGGGGCACGUGGUGAGACAGCAAGCCAGAUGAGUCAAGUACUUCACUUCAACAUCUUAGAAGAAUCUGUCCUCCAUCAGUCAUUUGCUGACCUGAGAGCUCUGGUUUUCAGUCCUGAAGCACCCGCUGGUAAGACAGCAAGCCAGAUGAGUCAAGUUCCUCCCUCCAACAGCGCAGAAGAAUCUGUUCAUCAGUCAUUUGCUCGCCAUAGGGCGCGUCCUGCAAUUCCUUGCACUCUGGUAGCUGCCAACAGAUUGUUUGCUCCUAAGGGAUUGGAUGUCCUUGCGACAUUUGUUGACGACAGCAUGAAGUACUACGGAGCCAGUAUGGAAAUUCUUGAUUUCAUUGGUGAUGGGGAAGGUUCUCGUCAACACAUCAACUCCUGGGUGGAGAAGCAAACUGCAAACCGCAUCAAAGACUUACUUGCUGCAGGAUCAAUCGAUGAUAUGACUCGCUUGGUGCUGGUCAAUGCCAUCUACUUCAAAGGAGAUUGGGCUGCCAAGUUUGAUUAUCAGCACACAAAUUUCAAUGGGAAGUUCCGUUCUUUGGGUGGGUCCGAGAAGAUUACCAUGAUGCACAAGACAGGCAAGUUUCACUAUGCUCGUGACGAUUCCGUGAGCAGUUCUAUCCUGGAGCUACCUUACCUCAAGAAUGAAGUGAGCAUGUUCAUCGUGUUACCUGAUCAAGUGGAUGGGCUGGCUGAUGUGCAGAAGAAGUUGAGUCAAGAUAAAAUUGACUCCUGGGUGACAGAUGCUCGUAUGCGUGACAGUCCUACUGUCAUCGUGUCUCUUCCAAGGUUUGACCUGGAGCAGGACUUUGUCUUGAAUGAUGUCUUGAGGAAGAUGGGUAUGAAUGAUCCAUUUCAUGUUGGCAAGGCUGACUUCUCAGGGAUGACAGGAGACAAAGAUGUCUUCAUAUCCACAGCGAUUCACAAGGCUUUCUUAAAGGUGAAUGAAGAAGGCAGUGAGGCAGCAGCAGCUACAUCUUGGCCUAUGUGCUUUGGUAUCGAUUUCCCACCAAAAGGUGCUGUAGAAUUCAAUGCAGAUCACCCUUUCUUGCUGUUCAUUUAUGACAAUAAAUCCAGAGCUGUUCUGUUUAUGGGACAGCUGUGCCAACCAAAACAGUAAACUUUGGUGUGGCAAAGUAUGGAUAAUUGUCAAUGACUGUAGAGCAGGUGUAUUGAAGCACUUAAGCUAAACAACACUGGAUGUGUUAUAUACACAAUGCAUAUGUGAUCUUUUGAUUAAAACAAUAUUCUCUUCAGGACUUGUUGGCUAAAAAAGUAUAACGUACAAUGUUGGAAUAAGCUCCUGUUCUUGAACUGUGAUAGAUGGUAUAAUAUUAUAUAGCAUUUUGUUCUCUCUUUUUUUCUUUAGAGAAGUUCUAGUUUGUUUAUUCGUCAACAUGAAUUUAUAAAGACAUUUUGUUUGUUGCUAGGGAAUGGACAGCGAAUCAAAGAGUGUACAUUGAAGCUUUUGAUGAACAAAAACAAUUGUAACAUUAUUCACAGAUUCUUCAUGUAUUAUAUAAAUAAACUGAUGUGAAUAAUCAGGAAUUUUUUUAAUUGAAACUGGCAGAUUUAGGUAAUUGCAACAGACUUAUAUUCAGCGUGGCACACUUUGGAGAUGUAAAAUGAAGUUAUAAUAUGAACACAGAAAGUUGGAUGAAUUAAGGAAUACUUUCAAAUGAAAAUCAAAAACGGAAACCCUUGAACAUUGGCCACAAAGCACAUUGGUUUCAUCAAACAUUGAAAAAGGCUAAGGAUGAAUGUGUGUUCGCUGCACAGGGCAAAACUGACAACCUGUGUUAACAUAAAUCCACAAAAAAACUAGAUAUCAGAAUCAUCAUGGGACUGAGGCAAACCUUCUACCGAAGAAAUUCAUACUGCGUUCAAGCACCAAUAAAGUACAUUGUUACAUUUUCAUUGUGUGCGUUAAGUCACAUGAAAAUCAAUCAGGAAAAAUCAUAAUAUAAUGCCUGAAGUAUAAGUGAAAUAUGGGGAGAAUCCUU
Molecule: messenger RNA, 2339 nt
Organism: Patiria miniata (bat star)
Lineage: Eukaryota; Metazoa; Echinodermata; Asteroidea; Valvatida; Asterinidae
Product: serpin B6-like
Exons: 2
Coding region: 167-1456 (429 amino acids)
Biological process (GO): negative regulation of endopeptidase activity
Molecular function (GO): serine-type endopeptidase inhibitor activity
Source: RefSeq, a predicted model, not a curated record